Messenger RNA from Salpingoeca rosetta, 2202 nucleotides. RefSeq lists its product as uncharacterized. The transcript has 2 exons. NCBI's taxonomy places the organism in Eukaryota, Choanoflagellata, Craspedida, Salpingoecidae. Gene Ontology annotation, cellular component: membrane. Gene Ontology annotation, biological process: proton transmembrane transport. The record is from RefSeq and is a predicted model, not a curated record. Gene Ontology annotation, molecular function: antiporter activity. Bases 10 to 1986 code for a protein of 658 amino acids.
CGGACGGCGAUGGCGGACGAGGUUGAGGUGUUGGCGCGUGUGGGGUGCUUCUUCGCGGUGGUGUGGGGCUGUGGGCGGCUGUUCUCGCUCAUCCACGCCCAGUUGGUGGGGGAGAUCCUGGCGGGGAUCCUGCUCAGCCAAGAUGUGAUUGGAUGGCUGCCACCCAUGGAUUUGAUCGUCAUCCUGGGGCAGGUCGGGCUCAUCUUCCUGGUGCUGGAGGGCGGCAUGUCGAUCAACGUGCACUUGCUGCCGCGCAUCGGCCUGCGUGCGGUGCUUGUCGCCGUGACGGGCACCCUGCUGCCCGUGCUGCUCGGCUGGGCGUUCAUGACCAUCACUGGCAAAGGCCGCAUCGAGUCCAUAGCCGCUGGCGCCGCCCUCUCAAGCACAUCCAUUGGCAUGGCCAGCAAAAUGUUGCAGAGCAUGGGGCAGCUGAACACGACGCUGGGCAACUUGAUUGCCGUUGCAGCCAUGAUCGACGAUGUGUUGUCACUGGUCAUCCUGGCUGUGCUGCAACGCCUCGGAUCUGACAACGGCGGCGACGCUGGCAGUGACAACGGUGUCGACACCCCCAGCAACGUGACCUCAACCAUUGCUGCAAGCACAACCAGCACGACCAGCAUCGCGGGGGUCUCGACAAGCAACGGCGACAGCGCAUGGGUUUACCUCGAACCCGUUGUGGUAUCGUGUGCGUUUGUGCUGAUUGGCGCCAUCUUGGUGCAAGCUGUUCCGCGGAUCGAGCGUGCCGUUCCUUGGCGCCAGGAAGAGCACCGCAAGCAAGGCCUGCUCCUCGCCGUGCUUCUCAUCACGCUGGGCCUGGUGACCGCAGCUGGAUACACAGGCACCUCGUACCUCCUUGGUGCUUUUACGGCAGGAAUGGCGUUUGCAGACGUGCCUGGUGUACUUGACUACUGGCUGGAGCUGUCCCCGGUAUCCGACAUGCUCUCGUCCAUCUUCUUUGCCAGCAUCGGCCUCAUCGUCCCCGUCAACACCCUCUUCAAGCCCAUCCCGCUUGGGUACGGGGUCCUCUACACCAUCCCCGCCAUCCUGGGCAAGCUUGUCACGGGCGUGUUCGCGGGCGCGCUGCCCAAGGCGCAGGUUGUCGGAUGGGCCAUGGUUGGACGCGGCGAACUCGGGUUCUUGAUGGCGCAGGAGGCGUUGGAGGAGGAUCUUGUUGGCAGCGAUACAUUUAUCGCAUCCGUGUGGGCGCUGCUGCUGUGCACACUAUUGUCGCCACUCGCAAUGCGCCGUGCCCUUGACAAGCUGGAACGCACUGCAGAUGCGUACACGGUCGAGGACGAGGUGAGCCAGCACGGCGAGUUUGAUGACAGCUUUGAGGCCGGCAGGGGUGGCGCUGUGGUUGUUGUCGAGAGCACAGCAGGCAACAUCAAGAGGCGCCACACUCGCAGGGAUGGUGGCGUUCACCAUGACGGUGUCCGUGAUGACAGCACCAAUGGCAAUGACACUGGCGAUGGCGAUGGUGGCGGUGGUGUUGUGCUCGACAGCGGGGAGAAGGCGCUGCUGUCGUCAACAGAUGUCAGUGGCAUUGGAGCGACCGACUUGUCUGAGCCCGGCGCUCAAUGCGAAGUAAAGCGGUGGCGGCGCCGUGACAGUGGUGAUGAUCAAAGUGGCGGUGGUGGUGAUGUGCAUGGGAGGCAACACCAGCAGCACAUUUACCACGUUGGCAGCAGCAAUGACUCCAGCGUCGCACCGCAGGCGCCAGCAGCACAGCCGCACGGCCGCACGAACAGCGACGACCAAGACACACGACAAGAAAGCGAUGGCGGUGACGGUGAAGACGGCACGGGCGUUGGCGGCGGUGGAGACAACAGCGGGUCUGAGGAGGCGAUGCGUGUCCUGCUGCAGCAGGCAGAUGCUGCGUUUGCCGUGCAGACAGGGAGUGGGCAGCAGCAGCAGCAGCGGCUGCGGCGGAGAGAGAUUGACUUUCCAACACAUGCGACGUUGGCGGGAAGACAAGUGCGCAUCUGAAGUGGUUGUUGACUCUCACUAGCUUUCAUGUGUGUGUGUGUGUGCGCGCGUGUGUGUGUGCGUGUGUGUGUGCGUGCGUGCGUGCGUGUGUGUUCAUGUGUGGUUGAACAUUAAGAAUUGAAUUCACCAAAGGCUGGUGGUGUCUGUAUCGACGGCGUGCGGUGUGUUUGGUCUCACUGCACGUGUAUUUGUACAUUUCGAACAUGAGUAUUUGCU